Prosopis cineraria is the source of this 1266-nucleotide messenger RNA. Its product is annotated as receptor-like protein EIX2. The transcript is spliced from 3 exons. The annotation marks the transcript as partial. The record is from RefSeq and is a predicted model, not a curated record. Lineage: Eukaryota; Viridiplantae; Streptophyta; Magnoliopsida; Fabales; Fabaceae. Gene Ontology annotation, molecular function: protein binding.
AUGACAUGGCGACAUCUUCAAACAGUGAACUUAGAGAACAACAAUUUCAUUGGGAUCUUAAACAUAUCCAUAGGAUCCUUUCCUUGGUUGGAAACAUUGAACCUUCGCAAUAAUAAUCUUUUUGGAAACUUUCCUACCUUUUUAAAGAACACGAGCAACUUAGUUUCCUUGGAUUUAGGAAUGAAUCAAUUUUCAGAAAGGAUUCCAUCAUGGGUUGGACAAAGGUUGUCAAAUUUGAGGAUUCUUGUUCUUAGAUCGAACAAAUUCUGUGGUCCAAUUCCACGUCAACUUUGUGGCAUGAGUGUUUUACAAAUUUUGGACCUUGCACAAAAUGAAUUGACAGGACAAAUACCAAAAUGUGUCAAGCAUUUGAGUGCUAUGUUGGUGAUUAAUAGUAGUUUAGAGUCAUCCAUUUCUUUUCCAGACAUGUAUGCCGAUUCACUAUUGAUAGUUGAAGAGCUAGUAUUGAAAGGAAGAGUUUAUGUUUACAGCACCAUCCUUGGUCUUAUCAUCAGCAUGGACUUUUCAUGUAAUGAAUUAUCUGGAGUGAUACUGACAGAAAUCACAGCACUUAAGGGACUCCAUUUUUUGAACCUUUCAAAUAACCUUUUUAUUGGCCAAAUUCCUCAAAACAUUGGCAAUAUGAAAUCAUUGGAGUCUAUGGAUUUUUCAAGAAAUCAUCUUUCAGGUGAAAUCCCGUCGAGCAUGUCUGAAUUAAGCUUUCUAAGCUUCCUAGAUUUGUCUUACAAUAAUUUGAAGGGGAAAAUUCCAACAGGGACCCAAUUGCAAAGCUUUGAAGCAUCAAAUUUUGCUGGCAAUGAUUUGUGUGGUCCUCCGCUCACCAUCAAUUGUACAUCAAACGGCUCUAAUGGCAAACACCAAGAAGUUGACCAUGUGAAUGGAAUUAAUUGGUUCUUUGUGAGCAUGGCAUUUGGAUUUAUUGUGGGAUUUUGGGCUGUGGUGGGUCCUUUGCCCUUUAGUAGGUCGUGGAGUGCAACCUUUGAGGCUCAGUGCAUUCCGAGUGAGCGAGAGGCCUUGCUUAAGCUGAAGCAUCAUCUCUCAGAUCCUUCAAACAAGCUUGCUUCUGGUCUCCCUAUGGAAUUAAUUGUUGCAACUGGGAGUUCGUUGUUUGCAGCAACAUCACAGGCCACAUUCUUGAGCUUCACCUCACAACUCCUUCAGAGUUAUAUGAGACAUCAAAGUUUGGUGCGGAAGCAUCCUCAAGAAAUUAGAAACCUCUCGAAUCUAACUAUCUUCAACUCCAAG